Molecule: messenger RNA, 4087 nt
Organism: Hemibagrus wyckioides
Lineage: Eukaryota; Metazoa; Chordata; Actinopteri; Siluriformes; Bagridae
Gene: znf710b
Product: zinc finger protein 710b
Exons: 5
Coding region: 138-2249 (703 amino acids)
Biological process (GO): regulation of transcription by RNA polymerase II
Cellular component (GO): nucleus
Molecular function (GO): DNA-binding transcription factor activity, RNA polymerase II-specific; RNA polymerase II transcription regulatory region sequence-specific DNA binding
Source: RefSeq, a predicted model, not a curated record
AGAGAGGAAAAAGAACAAGCUCACAUACAGAGAGAACAGAGACGGUGUGUAUCUGUGUGUGUUUGUGUGUAGCUAUAGACAGCGGUAGAGUGUGGAGCAAAAGGGGCAAGCAGGUAAACGUGAACUUUUGACUAAAGAUGAGAUCGCUCAAACAUCUAAAACCUCAAACCAAGAGAAAUUUGGAGGAGAAGACCCAGCAGCUGGUUCGAUGUUAUGCUGAAGCCAUGCACCAGCAGAUGGAUGUGGGGACACAGACAGACCCAGUGGUGGUCUUGUCUCUGGCCCAGGCUGCUGUGUUGGGACUUAUAUCCCAGAAUGAGGUCUUUGGUGCCACCAUUGCACCCAACGGUUUUUAUACCGGAGAGCCCAAAGAAUCUCCUGCUCCGUCCAUCGAGCGGAUGGACUACGAGUAUGCUGACCAGCUCAUUGGCGCCAAUGGUGACUACCUUGGUGUGAACCUUGGAGAGGACGGUCAGGCUCACCCGAGCUGUGCUGAAAGGAGGUGGCAGGGAACACCUGAAAACACAAAGCCUAUAGUAGUGCACCAGAACGCGGGUUCGCAUGUCAAAGGUGAGUCUGUGACCCCGGGACUGCCUUCCUGCAACCACAUGAUGAGCAUGAUGCCUAGAGAGAACAUGCAGAUGGUAGACAACUCUGGUUACCGCCUAGCCUCCAAAGCUCAUGCCAGCAACUGCUGCUCGACCUGUGUCCGGGAACCCAAGAGCUCACAUCAGCCACAUAACCACCAUGUUCAUCCCCACCACAACAGUCACACACCUAAUGAGGUUCAUUCUCAUGACAGAAGUCAUACACUGGAGAAAAGAGGAAAUGAGGACGUGCAAGAGGACGGGAAUGACACAAGGAUGGGGAAGGCUGGCAGUGGAGGGGAGGAGAUGAGCAGCUACUUCCGUGGUAAUGAGGUUGGCUAUGAAGGCGGGGAUAUGGAUGGGGUAGGAGAGUUUGAUGAGAGCAACCAAGGCCUGUUCUGGGGGGAGCCUGUGGAAGGGGAGGCACCGCGGGGGCGCCGCAUUGACCGAUUGGACAUCAACAUACAGAUCAACGAGUCAUAUUGCGUGGAUGUUGGCGAAGGCUUGAAGCGCUGGAAGUGCCGCAUGUGUGAAAAGUCAUACACUUCCAAAUAUAACCUGGUUACACAUAUCUUGGGCCACAAUGGCAUUAAACCCCAUGCCUGCCCACAUUGUGGGAAGCUCUUCAAGCAGCCAAGCCACCUGCAGACACACCUCCUGACGCACCAAGGCACACGGCCGCACAAGUGCACCGUCUGCAAAAAAGGCUUUACUCAGACCAGCCACCUAAAACGCCACAUGUUACAACACUCUGAUGUCAAGCCCUUCAGCUGCCGCUUUUGCCGCCGAGGCUUUGCCUAUCCCAGUGAGCUGCGAGCCCAUGAGGUGAAGCAUGAGCGAGGCCGCUGCCACAUCUGCUCACAGUGCUCCAUGGAGUUCCCCACCUAUGCCCACCUCAAGCGCCAUCAGGUCAGCCACCAAGGGCCGUCCAGCUUUCAGUGUAGCCACUGCAGUAAGACAUUUGCCUACCGUAGUCAGUUGCAGAACCAUAUGCUGAAGCAUCAGGCCCAACGCUCUUUUUCCUGCAGCCAGUGCGGCCUGCAGUUCCUGCAGCUCCACCAGCUACGUCAGCACUCCCUCACACACAAAGUGCUAAAGCCUCAGGCACGUGCCUCUAAGGGAACAAAAGGCUUCAAGUGUGAUGUAUGCGCUCGUGAGUUCACAUUGUCUGCAAACCUGAGGAGGCACAUGCUGAUCCAUGCCAGUGUCAGGCCCUUUCAGUGUCACGUCUGCUUCAAGUCCUUCGUCCAGAAGCAGACUCUGAAAACCCACAUGAUCGUCCACCUACCUGUGAAACCCUUUAAGUGUAAGGUGUGUGGAAAAUCAUUCAACCGAAUGUAUAAUCUUCUGGGCCACAUGCAUCUACAUGCCGGCAGCAAGCCAUUUAAGUGUGCGUACUGCUCCAGCCGAUUCAACCUGAAGGGUAACCUCAGUCGACACAUGAAGGUCAAGCAUGGCAUGGACGUAUCCCCAGAGGGACAAGAUGCUCCUCCAGAUCUGGAACCCCACGAGGAUUAUGAAGAAGAUAACUUCAACUUCGCCGCCCCUGAAAAUAUGGAUGCUAACGACGCGCCUAAUCUCACCAAGCUCUCUGAGGUUGCUAUACAGGAGCUGGACUAUUAUAACUUUGGAAAGGAUGUGGGCAGCUACAACACAGCAUGAGCCCUGUGAAUAAGACUAAAGCUGAUAUACUGUUGAGGAUCCUUUGAACUAAUUGGGCACUUAUCAGCCAUACGCUGGUUGUUAUGUAUUUCCAUGAGAACCACGACUUCUCUAUUAUUACUGAUGGACAGGUGGCCAUCGUGGUUUUACUCAUGUUGUAACUAUUCUGAUUCUGUUUCAUAAAAACCACUGAAUUUGCUAAGAGUCUUUUGAACAAUUGUAAGUUUACCCUGUGCUGCUGUGUGGCAUUGCGACAGCGCGUUAUUGAUUUAAAGGUCCACUCGGCAAGGUUCACGACCAAAAAUGAACAAAAUACAUAUAUAAAAAGUGAUUAUUUACUGUCUUUAUGUUGAUUACAUAAUGUACACUCACAUGAGAUGAAGGAUUAAAUGCCAUUGUUUGAAUGUAAGAUGAUGGUGAGGGUAGCAUUGUCACCUCACUGGUCCGGGAUCCCUGAUUUGAUCCUGAGGUCGGGUUAGUGUCUGUGCAGAGUUUCUCUGCAUGUUCUCCUCCGUAAAAUACAUGAUCCUGGGUGGUUCAGCUGUGCUAAAUUGCCCCUAGGUGUGAAAUGUAUGUGUGCAUGCAUGCAGUUGCCUAUGAUGGAUUGACAUUAACAUCAUCGGUGUGUCCCUACCUCGUGCUCAGUGUUAAUGAGAGAGUUUAUUCUACAAGUUUUCCUUGCCAUGCUUGAGAUGUUGUGUCCACAAAGUCUAAGUAUGGGUAUAGAUGCCAGCAAAGACAUUUUGCACUCUCAUUGGGCAUAGAUGUCUCUUUAGAUGCCCUGAGAUCUUCCAUGAUCUCCACUUUGGGGAUGUCAGACUGCAGCAUAUGAGGAUGUAAUUUCAAACAAAGCAGUUUAAUUAUUCAUCUCGUGCAAGCAUACAUAAUGUAUGUAAACAAAAAUAAAGAUCAUAAAUAUACACUACUAUAUACAGACCAAUGACAAAUUUUAAAGAAAAUACACUGUAAACUGUGUGAAAGUUUUAGGCCCCAGAGCAACCAGAGCAGUUUCAGUGUGCUUUGGUCAAAAAAAGUCUCUGGAGCUGUACUGGAGAGAUGAACAUCAUUUUGUCUAAAAUGUAUGCUCUUGGUUGGUGUUUUGCUGAUGCUAGUGGAGAACCCUGUCCAACAGGUCUCUUAAAAAUUUAUCCUUGGAUGGUGACUACAUUGGUCAUAGCAUGACUUAGAUUAUCUUCAUCCUCAUCAAAUCAUUUAGUGAGCCCUGUGGAUGGGGGCGGAGCCAUCCUGGAGGAGACCAUGUCCAUUGGGAUAGUAUUGUUUUAUUAUAAGAAAAGAAAUGAGAAGAACUUUGUCCUGAUUUGCAGUGACUGUUCACUCCUAGGAGAUAAAUGGACUCCUUUCAUGUCAACAAAAAUAAAUGCCCCCCCCCUCUACAGACACUGUUUUUUUUCUUUUAAUCUGUGACCCACUUGUGUAUCGUCUCUUUUUGUUCACUGACUGGACCUUUUAAAAACAGCCUAACUAAUAUCAUUAAGUUUCUUUGCCUCUACUUACUGUUGUUUAUAAAUGAGAGAACGUAAAAGAGCGCCCGGUGUAUUUGUGCUCAGUAGAACAGUGUACUAGCGAGUGUACAUACCUGAGUGUGUGUGUUUGGGCCCCAGUACCAAAGUCACUGCAUGACCAUCCACUACAAUUUCCAGAAAGCGAUACCUUCACCAACAACCAGUUAUUUGUAGAGAAUAAUUGUUCCCAUAUAUUAGUUUGAUAUUUAUUUUGCACCUUUGGAUUAAAAAUGCAUUUAAUAUCUUUUGAGAAGAAACCUGGUUUAUCACUGACAGUUAAAGCUCUUGUCUAAUCUUCAUCUCAUAGGAGAUAGA